CGAGCAGCUUGCUACUCGCGAGGACGUUGUGUCCUCUCUUCUGGACUUGAGCAUGCUCCAGGCUCGUCAGGAGCGACUCACCCUCCAUGUCGCUGCAAUGCGUCGCCUUCUCGCCAUCCUCUCUGACCCUGAUCGCACCCUCUCGAUCAUCCCUGUACGACUCGGGACCUCCACAAGGGUGUACUCAGCGCUGUGGGAUUCCGGUUCUCAGGGCGACUUCAUUCACCCACGCGUGGUGAAGGAAGCCCGCUUACCCACGACAGUGUCUCCGACUCCCAUCUCUGUUACCCUAGGGGAUGACAAGACCCAGUGCUUCUUCGAUCAGACGGUCACCGACCUCCCCUUCUUCCUCACUCUCGAGCCGACUGAGCGUUCCCCGGCGUCUCGUCGCCACCGCUCCUCUGCACAUUUCGAUGUGAUGGAGACGGGGUACUACUUCAUUCUCGGCAGUCCGUGGUCUCGUCGGUUCCGCAGCACCGAGGCCGAUUGGGCGACCAACACUCUCGUUCUCAAAACGAAGUGCGGACAGGCGUAUCGCGUACCUUUCAUAGGUACCACGGCGACACCACGCCCCGAUCCUCCUCCCCCGGAGCCUUUAGUGCCCACACCAUCUCCCUCUAUCACUGUCACCUCGCCUCGGCAGUUCGCUCACUUCAUUCGACAGGACGACAUCACCUUCUUUGUGGUGGACGUGACGGAUCUCUUACACUAUGAUCCACCCUGUCCCGACGCCGAGCUCAUCCCUCUGGAGCCAKAUCCUCCCUCUAUCUCCAUGGCUCCCAUCUCUACUUCCGUCCCUCCGCCGUCCGUCGAGUCCACCCCGCCGUCGCGCGCUGACGCUGGCGCUGAGGAACUCGCACGAUAUACGGCUGACUUGGAGCCCACAGUUCGUGACCUCACCAGAGAGUACCACGACGUUUUUCCAUCGUCGUUCUCGUACGCCGGCAUCCCACCGAUGCGUGACGUCGAGCACUCCAUUCAGCUCGUGCCUGACUAUCGUGUUCACCACUAGGCACCCUACAGACUCUCGAUCCCCGAGGCCACCGAACUCAAGCGUCAGCUUGAGAAGCUCCUGAGACUGGGUUUCAUUAAACC
This is a messenger RNA of Chara braunii, 1095 nucleotides long. The record is from the annotation of a GenBank genome assembly. NCBI's taxonomy places the organism in Eukaryota, Viridiplantae, Streptophyta, Charophyceae, Charales, Characeae.